GAGUCCGUCUGGGCACGCGUGAUCGCGCCGGGAUGGAUUCCUCCUCGGCUUCCUCCGUGGCGGGCUUGAGUGCUGUGGACCCGCAGUUGCAGCAUUUCUUCGAGGUGGAGACCCAGAAGCAGCGCUUCCAGCAACUGGUGCACCAAAUGACUGAACUUUGUUGGGAGAAAUGCAUGGACAAGCCUGGGCCAAAGUUGGACAGUCGGGCUGAGGCCUGUUUUGUGAACUGCGUUGAGCGCUUCAUUGAUACAAGCCAAUUCAUCUUGAACCGACUGGAACAGACCCAAAAAUCGAAGCCAGUCUUUUCACAAAGCCUUUCUGACUGACCUCAGCAUUAUCUCUUUGAAAAAGGAAGGUAGUUCA
Messenger RNA from Ochotona princeps (American pika), 363 nucleotides. RefSeq names its product mitochondrial import inner membrane translocase subunit Tim8 A-like. The record is from RefSeq and is a predicted model, not a curated record. Bases 33 to 326 code for a protein of 97 amino acids. The transcript has a single exon. NCBI's taxonomy places the organism in Eukaryota, Metazoa, Chordata, Mammalia, Lagomorpha, Ochotonidae.